Eucalyptus grandis is the source of this 3185-nucleotide messenger RNA. RefSeq names its product disease resistance protein RPV1-like. The record is from RefSeq and is a predicted model, not a curated record. Bases 1092 to 2729 code for a protein of 545 amino acids. NCBI's taxonomy places the organism in Eukaryota, Viridiplantae, Streptophyta, Magnoliopsida, Myrtales, Myrtaceae. Gene Ontology annotation, biological process: defense response. The transcript is spliced from 5 exons. Gene Ontology annotation, molecular function: ADP binding.
CCUUGGAUGCCUUCGUAUGAUCUCGGAAGCAACUUCCUUCAUGGGCACUGAUUAGAUAAAAGCUUUCUCCCUACCUUCAAUCGAAUCAAAGAAUAACUUUCCUGGUUCUACCUUCCUCCCCCCAUCUGCCCUGUCCGAUCGCCCGUCACUAUUGCAACAACCGAGCUUUCAAGAAGAUGAUACUUGGUUUCGGUUUCGAAUUCUCCCUUUUCCACCUCGCGAGGUUGAAGACCUUUCUCUUUACUCUCUGGUCGAGUACCUUCAACCGAAUUCCCUGCCCGGUCACCUGUGUUCUUCGUUGAUCCCAGCUACGAUUCAAGCACCCCCCAGAAUAGAAUGGAGAACGGCGUUGCUGCAUCGACCCAGCCCGAUCUGAGGCUGAAGUGGGACGUGUUCCUGAGCUUCCGAGGCGAGGACACGCGCAGAACCUUCAUCGGCCCUCUCUACGACGCGCUCUGGAGCAAAGACGUCCGGGCCUUCCGCGACAACGAGGGCAUGAACAAGGGCGACCAGAUCUCGCCGACCCUACUGGCGGCGAUCGAGGACUCCGCCAUGGCGAUCGCAGUGAUAUCGCCGAGGUACGCGGACUCGCACUGGUGCUUGGACGAGCUGGCGAAGAUAUACGAGUGCCGGAAGCUGAUACUCCCGGUGUUUUACGGGGUCGAGCCCUCGGACGUGAGGCGUCAGAGGGGGCCGUUCAAGGUCUGGUUCGAGCGUUAUGUAGAGCGGGAAGAUGCGUCGAGGGUUCUGGCUUGGAGAGAUGCCAUGAAACAAGCUGGUGGAGUCUCUGGUUGGAUCUUCAGCGACCAAGACGAUCGGAGAGAUAUGUUGCUGCUGAUUCAACAGAUCGUCCGCAGAAUUACGGAUGAACUGAAAAACGUUCCGCUCUAUGUGGCUCCUUUCCUCGUCGGACUGGACUCUCGCAUCGAGCAACUCCUCGUGUGUUAAGCGUCAAAUCCAGCGGAGUCAAGUUUCUUGGAUUGCACGGGGUUGGCGGUGUCGGCAAAACCACCCUUGCGAAAGCGCUCUACAACAAGCUCGUCGUGCACUUUGAGAAACGCUGUUUAGUUGCGGACAUCAGAGAAGCUUUCAUGCAAAGCGGUGGCUUGAUCUCUCUCCAGGACAAGAUCCUUAGCGUUCUCUCGCCCAACUGGCGUCCUUUGGAUGACUUUGGUUCUCGCAAGAAUGCAAUUAAGCAAGCCCUUGGCGAAAUGCAAGUCCUCCUCCUCUUGGAUGACAUCGAUGAUGCCAGUCAGCUCGACAUGUUGAUCAGUGGAAGAGAAUGGUUCCACGAGGGAAGUCGAAUCAUCAUCACAACCAGAAAUAAAGAGGCUUUGUCCACAAGAAACUAUGUGAUCGAACAUUACGAAGUGCCAGAGUUGUUCUUUGAUGAUGCAUUGCGUCUGUUCAGCUACUGUGCGUUGAAGAAAGAGAAGCCGACAGAUGAGUUCCUAGAACUGUCCAAGCAAAUCGUGUCUCUGGCUGGGAAUUUGCCAUUGGCCUUGGAGGUGUUCGGCUCUUUUCUGGUCGAUAAGAGGAGGAAAAGCGAAUGGGAAGGCACGUUGCAGAAGCUGACAGAGAUUCGCCCUGAUAAUCUCCAGGACAAGUUGAAGAUCAGCUAUGAUGGGCUCGAUGACGAGACCAAGCGCAUAUUCCUCGAUGUGGCUUGCUUAUUUGUUAAGACGCAUAUGACGAGAAAGGAAGCAAUAGAAAUAUGGGAAGGUUGCGGGUUCAAGGCUGAGAUUGGGCUCCGGGUUCUUGUCUCGAGAUCCCUUAUUAAGAUCAUGAAGGACGACGAUACACUGUGGAUGCACGAUCAACUUAGGGACAUGGGGAGACAGAUCGUGAGGCACCAGAAUGCCCAUGAUCCUGGCACACGCAGUCGACUGUGGGAUCGCAACGAAAUCAUGGCUGUCUUCAAGAAUGGAACAGGGACGAGGAAUAUAGAGGGGAUUGUCCUGGACUACCCACAUAAGCCGUUUGUGAUGGACCCAAGCAGCGAGAGGCUGUCGCGACGCAAUUUCAUUAGAACGCCCAACCUCACUUCCGCCAUUCAAUGUCUACAAGAGAUGUUUAGGGCAUUUUUUGAUUUUGGAGCAGAGAGAGAGAACGAGGCUGUGCUUUGUACCGAGUAUUUUAAACCGAUAAUUAACCUGAGACUACUUCAGAUUAAUCAUGCCAAAUUGGAAGGGAAAUUCAAGUUCCUGCCUCAGUCACUGAAAUGGCUGCAAUGGAAAGAAUGUCCCUUGACCAUUCUUCCUUCUGAUUUUUGUCCACGAGACUUGGCAGUCCUUGAUCUCACCUACAGCAAGAUUGAACGUUUGUGGAAAACGAACUGUAAUAAGGCUGGGGAGAACUUAUUGAUUAUAAAUCUUCGUGGCUGCUCUAAUCUUGCUAGUAUUCCAGAUUUAUCAGCAAGUCAAAGCUUGAAAAAACUUGUUCUCGAGCGGUGCACAAGGUUGACCCAAGUUCCUGAGUCAAUCGGGAGUUUGAAUGCUUUGGUCCACCUAAACCUUGAAUGGUGUACAGGGCUUGUUGGACUCCCAAAAGACGUAUCCGGGCUCAAGAAUCUGGAAGAACUCAUUCUGUCCGGUUGUGUAAAUUUGAAAGAACUACCAGAGGAUAUAGAUAGCAUGAAAUCUUUGAAGUUACUUCUCCUCGAUGGAACUCCUAUAAAAAGGUUGCCGAAAAGAUAUUCCACCUCACGCAACUUGAAAAGCUUCAUCUAAAUCAGUGCACUUCUUUGAAAAAGCUACCCACUCACAUUGGAAAGAUGGCUUCUCUCAGAGAACUCACUCUUAAUGAUACCGGAAUAGAGGAGAUACCUGAUUCGGUGCGGUCAUUGCAGAAUCUUGAGUUGUUGAGCCUUAUGAGGUGCGUCUCGCUGACUGAGCUUCCUGAAUUUGUUGGCGACUUAAAAUUGUUGAAGGAAUUGUUCAUUGAUGGAAGCGAAAUCAGAGAACUGCCUGCUUCCAUCUGUUCUUUGCGGUACCUAAAGACCCUUUCAAUUGGAGAUUGUCGGUUUUCAAGCCAUUGUCCUGACUCAAUUAAAGGAUUGCAUUCGCUUACAGAGCUUAGUCUAGGUGGACCAUCAAUCACGAGUCUACCGCCCCAACUUGGAGCUCUGAAGAUGCUUAGAAGGUUGGAAAUCCGGAACUGUGCAUCACUCGAAAGCUUACCAGAUU